Molecule: messenger RNA, 1059 nt
Organism: Drosophila ficusphila
Lineage: Eukaryota; Metazoa; Arthropoda; Insecta; Diptera; Drosophilidae
Exons: 4
Coding region: 206-1036 (276 amino acids)
Source: RefSeq, a predicted model, not a curated record
AAAAUGUAUUGUAUAUUUGAUUAAACUAAAGUAACUUAACACAAAACCUCUGAAUAUGAAUUUAUAUCGAAGCAGGUGGAAAAAGUUUUCCUUUCAGACAUACGCAGUCCUUGCAAUCUUUUUGGCCUUAGCUUUAGUGCAAUGGAUGGUGGUGGCCUGGCUGUGGGUAUACUUUCUAUAGAAUCAAUUAUGUAUUUUCUUGUGUAUGUCCUCUUGCAGGGAACUUUUACGAUCUACUUUCUAUCGUUUUGACGUUAUCUGCUCGGCCACCUUUUUGGUAAGUAGCACAAUUUUCAUAACGUUUGCUUUAAAUGAAAAUGUGCGAAGCCAAAAGUAUUUAAAAUGGAUCCUGUCAUUUCUGAUAGUAAGUUAUCUGUUUGAUUUCCAUAUAUUUUAUGGAAAUAUAUUUUUUUGUAUCCUCAAGGUGGAGCUGCUUAUAUUUUCCAUGUUUGUGCUAGUGGUUCGAACUUGGAUUCCAGAUCUCGUGGCAUUCUAUUUUAUAUGUUUGCUUCUAGUGAUUGUAGCACUCAUUAUCGGUUGUCAUCUAUCGUUCUCGAUGGAUUUGACCAAGUCUAUAGCUUCGCUGUUUAUCUUGAGCUUUAUAUUUCUCGCAAUCUCGAUUUAUUUUCUGGUUGCACAUCAUUUUUUAAAAGCUAUGCUGCCAUAUGCAUACCUGAUGUUUGAGCUUUGUGUGAGCGCAGUCAUGUUAAUGUUCAUCAUGGUGCAUGCACAAACAAUUAAAGGAGAUCGAUUUAUCCAAAUGAACUUGGAUGAUUUCGUAUUGGCUGCCUUGCUAAUUUUCCACGAGUUUCUGGCCAUCUACGCAAUGACUUUCUACUGGCAGAUCAACAAUAACUACUUCACAUCCGAAAAAUUCCUCUGGCUGUCGACAAGUACCCAUCAAUAUGGCGUUACAGCCGCCAUAACUCCUGAUUAUGAUGACUAUGAUUUUAAACCAGACUUGGAGGCUUGGCAAAUUUCCAAUGAAUCAAGUUUUGACUGGGCUGCUGAAGAAUGGACAAUAAAAGACAAAUGACAUGAAAUGAAAUGAAAAUAAAA